AUGGUCAAGGAUCUUCAGCUUGCAAUCGCGCGUGCCGAGAUGGAACUCGCGGAGAAGCGACUCGCGCUUCUGUUGGCCCAGGGCUCGCCAGCGGAAAAUGGGCCUCAAGUCAACGGUGCGUCGGCGUCGGGUUAUGUGGAGGUUGAACUCGGCAACAUCGAGGAGAACGUACAAGGCAGGGAGCCUGACGAUUCUACGGCGUAUGAAAGCCAGGAUACCGCGCACGCUUCGGAAGUUCCGCAAAGUACGCGGGACCCCAGCGUGGCUAACGAGGAUGCAAACUCCCCGCCGCCUGGGACUAUCCCCAACGGACCGACGCAGGCGCUCGACAACGCUGCAGGUUGUGUGAACACGGACGAAAACUACGACGAUGCGAGCAGCGCAGCGGCGCCGGAUGAAACCGACGAGGUGGAAGACUUGGUGCGGGACGCCGACACCGACAUGAGUUCGGUCACGGUGAAAAUCGAAACAGACACAACGGACACGAGCUCGGCGCCGACAAACGGGUACGACGAAGACAUCAUGCCCAUUGGCCGGUUCAUCGACCGCGUACUGCGUUGGGCCGGCGUCGUAUGGUCUGACGCUGAGGCUAGGGCGGGUGUGGACUUCGAGGCAGCGGCGGCCUUGGCGACCGAGAUGAUGGGCUUCGAGAUCGUUAGCGUCUGCGGCGAUCAGGUCGCGCUCCGCGCGCCUCUCGACAUCAGGUCCGCCAAGCAAUGGGCUUCGAGGCAACGGAUGGUGUCGAAGAUCUACGCAAAGGUCGCAGAGCCGAAUUACACACAGCUCGUCGCCCAGACCUGGCGACACAUCCGUGAGCUGCCCUACGAGGACGUCAAGAAGAUGAACGGUCGGUACGGGCUCAUUGGCGUCGUACGCGCAAUCUACCAGGCCAACGCCAUCGAUCCGAACAAGUGUGAGGACUUCCGCGUCGUCAUGCGCGACGCAGCAGACGCCUUGCGGGCUAUGCGCACGGCCAUUAAGUCUGCGCGCGACGCUCAGCUGGCGCCGACCGCAGCGCCGACCGCAGCGGCGUCGAGCACGCUGCUCCAAGUGCUGACUCAGCGCGACGCCGAGCAGGCGGCACAGGCUACGGAGGCCCUUGACCGCAUGAGCAACGGGGAUGUCAUCGAGAUCGAGAGCGAUGAUGAAGAACCAGUGCACGGUUCUAAGAAGGGUGGUAGCGGUAGUGGAGUCGGCAAGGCGAGGAAGGUUCUUGCGAAGCGCAAGUCGACAAGCACACCGGGACCUUCGCCGAAGCCGAAGAGGCACAGGUUGUAA
Messenger RNA from Peniophora sp. CBMAI 1063, 1278 nucleotides. The record is from the annotation of a GenBank genome assembly. Lineage: Eukaryota; Fungi; Basidiomycota; Agaricomycetes; Russulales; Peniophoraceae.